This is a messenger RNA of Plasmodium gallinaceum, 618 nucleotides long. Its product is annotated as DNA-directed RNA polymerase II, putative. Gene Ontology annotation, biological process: DNA-templated transcription. Gene Ontology annotation, cellular component: RNA polymerase I complex; RNA polymerase III complex; RNA polymerase II, core complex. The record is from RefSeq and is a predicted model, not a curated record. Gene Ontology annotation, molecular function: DNA-directed RNA polymerase activity; DNA binding. The coding region runs from base 1 to 618 and encodes 205 amino acids. The transcript has 7 exons. Lineage: Eukaryota; Apicomplexa; Aconoidasida; Haemosporida; Plasmodiidae.
AUGGAGGAUCCAGUUACAAGAUUUUAUAAAUGUAGAAAAACUUGUUGUGAAAUGCUUGAAGAUAGGGGAUAUAUUAUAACACCAAGAGAAAAACUUGAAAAUUUUACAGCAUUUAAAGAAAUUUUUGAAGAAAAUGAAAAAUUACGUUCUAAGAUGACUAUCAUUACAAGUCAUAAGAAUGAUUCUAAUAAUAAGAUUAUAGUCUAUUUUGCUGAUGAAAUUAAAAAAACAGGAGUUAAACCAUUAAGAGAAUUAACUGAGAAAAUGGAUGAAAAAUCCAUACAAAGAGCUAUACUUGUUACACAAAAUACAUUAACACCAUUUGCUCGAGAUGCAAUUAAAGAAGCAGCACCAAGACAUAUUAUAGAAAAUUUUUUAGACACAGAAUUAUUAGUUAAUAUAACAAAACAUGAAUUAGUUCCAAGACAUAUUCCUUUAUCUAGUGAGGAAAAAAGGAACUUAUUACAAAGAUAUAAAAUUAAAGAAAAUAAAUUACCAAGAAUUCAAGAUGUAGAUCCUGUAUGUCGAUAUUUUGGUUUAUCAAAAGGACAAGUUGUUAAAAUAAUUAGACCAAGUGAAACAGCAGGAAGAUAUGUAACAUACAGACUUGUAGUUUAA